AUGGGUCAAACACUUUCCGAACCUGUUACUUCAAAAGAUUCGCAAAAGGUAGAAAAUCACUUGUAUUCAGUCGGAAGCAGUAGUAUGCAAGGAUGGCGUAUCAAUAUGGAAGAUGCUCAUACACAUAUUCUAGCAUUGCCUGAAGAUAAAGGUUGCGCAUUUCUAGCGGUCUACGAUGGCCAUGGCGGAGCCAAAGUUGCUCAAUAUUCAUGCAAAUAUCUACAUACACGUAUCGCUAAUCAACCAGAAUUCAAACAGGGAAAUAUUGAAGCGGCUAUAAGAAAAGGUUUUAUUGAUUUCGAUAGCGAAAUGGCAUCGGACGAAGAAAUGCGAGAAGAUCUGGCUGGAACAACGGCAAUUUGCGUUGUAAUCAAAGAUAAUAAAUUAUACUGUGGAAAUGUUGGUGAUAGUAGAGCAAUUGCGUCUGUCAAUGGAAAUGUUGAAACUCUCUCAACCGAUCAUAAACCGAAUAACGAUGACGAAAGAAAACGUAUCACAGCAGCUGGCGGCUGGGUAGAAUUCAAUCGUGUCAAUGGAAAUUUGGCUUUAUCACGAGCACUUGGAGAUUUCAUUUUCAAACGAAACACCGAUAAAAAAGCGGAAGAACAAGUUGUCACGGCGGCUCCCGAUGUUGUCGUUAAAACAAUCAAUGAAAACUGGGAAUUCAUCUUAAUUGCUUGUGAUGGCAUCUGGGAUGUUCUUAGCAACGAAGAAGUUUUAAAAUUUGUUCGGGCACGCAUUGCUCAGCAAAUGUCACCAGAAAUGAUCUGUGAAGAAUUGAUGACACGUUGCCUGGCGCCGAAUUGUCAAAUGGGCGGUCUUGGUUGUGAUAAUAUGACGCCAAUAAAUGUGCGAAGAAUGUAUCUAAUGGGGAUAUAUCACCAACGAAAUGAACUUCUUACAUGA
This is a messenger RNA of Adineta ricciae, 906 nucleotides long. Lineage: Eukaryota; Metazoa; Rotifera; Eurotatoria; Adinetida; Adinetidae. The record is from the annotation of a GenBank genome assembly.